Messenger RNA from Seriola dumerili (greater amberjack), 2966 nucleotides. RefSeq names its product pleckstrin homology like domain family B member 3 (gene phldb3). Lineage: Eukaryota; Metazoa; Chordata; Actinopteri; Carangiformes; Carangidae. The coding region runs from base 511 to 2349 and encodes 612 amino acids. The transcript is spliced from 15 exons. The record is from RefSeq and is a predicted model, not a curated record.
CUGAAACAGCGCGCCGUAAAAACCGGCCGGUGAAGUUUGUCUCGGAGUUUUUGUUUUGUUUUGUUUUUUUUAAAAAGGAUAUGAGCUGUUCGCUUAAAAGCCUACAACACAAACCGCAUGUAUUAUUAGUCGGUGCCCGCCUCCGUCGUCUCCCUCCUCCACAUGCUUUCUGCUCGAUCUCACCUGUUGACGCCGACACGCAGGUUUUUUUUUUUUUUUUUUUUUUUUCCUGGGAGGGAUUGAAUCAAACCAGGUGAAGAUAAAAACCAGCACAGUGUGGAGGUGACGAAGCUGUGAGCGUCACAGAAAACAACCGCUCAUGUCGAGGCAACUUUACGCGAUCCUGACUUCUGUCUAAAAAUGAAAGCGCUUUAAAAAAAAAAAAAAGAAAAAAGAAAAAGCUGGCUCCCCCUCUCUCUUUCUUUCAUUACGUCCGGCUUGGCCACUAUAUGUUACAAACCGGAGGACCCACAGCUCCUGUAGUCGAGGGUGAAGCUCAUUUUUCCAGAAAUGCCCCAACAUAACAUGGAGAGCUCCAGGAGCCAGUGGCAGCAGGGGCUACGGCCGCCAUGGAUCGCCAGAGUGGCCGGAGGUCAGAGUCCCGCCUCCUCAGGGGCGGAGUCAGAUACAGAGAGCAGCAGCACAGAGAGCGAGAAGUCCUGCAUUAGAAAGGUGGAGGUGGGCUCAUUGAGGGUCCUGCCAUCGGCCUCAAUGCUCCAACAGCGAAUCGCAGAGAUCGACCAACAGAAGGAGGAACUAAAGAUUGAGCUGCAGCUGGAAAUCGCCCUGCUCCAGGGCGAGCUGCAGACGGAGAGGAACCAGCUGCACAGACACACACAGAAGCUGCAGGCUCUACAGCACGAGGCCAGGCAGAAAGAGAAACACAGACACACCGACAGACGAAAGGAGCGAGAGAGUCUGGAGGAGGAGAGACGUAGGGUGGAGGAGCUGAAGAGGAGGUGUGAGGAGAAGGAGAAACUGAUCCCCAGUCAGCCAGAGAGCCAGAGAGCACAGCUAACCCUGCAGCUGCAGCAGGAGAAAGAGGUGAUGGAGGCAGCAGCUCGGGCCUUUGAGGACUGGGAGUUUCGUGUUCUGGAGCGAGAGAGCGGCAUCGAUGAGGAGGACGAGAGAGCGGCGGACAAGGAGAAGGAGGGAGAGAAAGACGGGGCAAUGGAAAAGGAAAUCUCAUGUCAGCAGCGCGUGGUCAGCACAGCGCAGGAGCGAGUCCAGCAGUUGGAGAGAGAGCUGAAGGAGAUGGAGAGGGAGAAGGAGAGGGAGCUGAACGCCUUGAGGAAAGAGAGGAGAGGACUCAUCCACACAAAUCAAACGGUUCACAAAGAAAAGAAGCCGCUCACCGAUUGGUCGAACAUCACCGGCUCUGCCCCCUGCAUGAUGUCACUUUCCCCUCUGACCGUUCACAAGCCCCCUCAGGAGCCAUGCAAAGAAUCUGCCAGUUUGCCCAGAAGACGGAGCUCGCACCGCAACAACAAACUUAACGACAGGCCGCUCUCAGCACAGGGGUUGGUGAGGACGCUUCCAGACAGCCAGACGCCAGAGGCUUUCACUUCCCCGCCUCCCUCCCAUAGACUCAGCAACGGACACAGCAGUGGGCACAGACCUGGGACGAGCAACGGCGGCGGGCUCCUCACUCCGUGCAACAGUACGACAAGCUCUCGAGCUGCCAGCCCGUGCCUGUUGGAUCUUGUGGAGAUUGAGAAGAAACUGAGGGAAGCCAAGGCAGAGAGAGAGAGGCUGCUCAGAGAGAGGGAAGAGCGACGGCGGUUGUUGUUGGAGGAGAGAAGUCAGCGAGAGCUGAACUCUCCCAGAACAGAACCGCUGGAGCCAGAAACUCCACAAAGACCAGAACCAGAUCCAAAGGAGGAACCAAAGGCCAGUUCUCCCCCAAACUCCCCAGAGCAGCGCAGCCUGCCCCUCUUCCUCUCUCCGAACUUUGACCUCCGGGCCCACGUGGAGUCUUUGGGUCAUGGGGUGGUCGGCUGCACAGACCUGCGGCUGACGCCUCGACGCUGCGCGGGCUUCCUGACCAAAAGAGGGGGGAGGGUCAAGACCUGGAAGAAGAGAUGGUUCCUGUUUGACAUGGACCACAGAAGACUAGCCUACUACACAGACUGUGAUGAGAGGAAGCUGAAGGGAGUCAUCUACUUCCAGGCCAUAGAGGAAGUUUACUACGACCAUCUACGAACAGCCGCAUCUUCUCCACGGCCCAGUCUGACGUUCUGCGUGAAGACGUACGACCGUCUCUUCUUUCUAGUGGCUUCCAAUGCAGUGUCCAUGCGGAUUUGGAUGGAUGUCAUCGUCACGGCAACAGACGAGCACAGCCGUUAUUGACCUCUUGCACAUGUGACUGUACGAUGCUUGAGUGAAGCCACUGAGUCCUCCUCCGCCUCCACCCGUCUGAGGGGCUGGUUCGGCUGAGAUCCACCUCAGGGGCUCAACUCUGUACCUGGACUCAUGAACAUGUGGAUAAAGUGCGCGAGAGUCGGAGCUGAUGUGCUGGGACAGAUUUGCUCGAACACAGCGGAGGAAGCUGUUACUGGAUGAGUGAUGCUUCAAGCGGUGGCAGAGGUUUACCGCUGAUCCAGCUGCAAACCGCAAGCAGCUUUACGCACCAGUCUGCACACUGGGCGUCUGUUACUGGGAGGUUUCUCUGUUUGAGCCUGAGCUCCCUCUGCUGGUCACAGUCCGGCAUUACAGGACUGGUGUACACUACUUCAACAGGGAGCGGACACAGUGAUAGCAGCACCUGUUCAGUGUAACGCAAUCCAGCGGAACAGACCAGCAAUAAUAAUGCUUUGUAUCUUCAGGUGUUCCCAUUUAUGUGUCCACUUCCUGUAUCUUUGUUUUCAGUAAACACAGAUUGUACAUUCAAUUUUAUUGAAUUAAUUUAUUAUCUGGAAAUUUAUGAGUUUGUUAUGCAAAUAAGUGAAGGCAUACACUGUUAUGAA